Messenger RNA from Penicillium subrubescens, 1398 nucleotides. Its product is annotated as aldehyde dehydrogenase. Lineage: Eukaryota; Fungi; Ascomycota; Eurotiomycetes; Eurotiales; Aspergillaceae. The transcript has 5 exons. The record is from RefSeq and is a predicted model, not a curated record. The coding region runs from base 1 to 1398 and encodes 465 amino acids. Gene Ontology annotation, molecular function: succinate-semialdehyde dehydrogenase (NAD+) activity.
AUGACAGACACCACCACAAACCUCCUAACAAUCCCCCUCCUAAUAAAUGGCCAAGAAAUCCACACACCAACAACCUUCCCCAUAACAUCCCCCCUACACAAACACCCCCUGCUGGCUCUCCUCCUCCGCAACCACCCACCACGCCCUCGACGCCGUCUCAGCCGCCUCCACCGCAUUCCCAAGCUGGAGCGGUUGGAGGAGAAUGCGGGCUAUAUGCGGACGGAAAUGGGCGCGGAUGAGGGGGCGUCGGCGGGGUUUGUGGUUCCGUUGGCGAUUAGGAUGUUGAGGGAUGUUGCGGGGAGGAUUGGGGGAAUUUGUGGGAGUGUGCCUAUUGUUGAGGCGGAGGGGCAGAGUGCUAUUGUGUAUAAGGAGGCUAUGGGGGUUAUUUUGGGGAUUGUUCCGUGGAACGCGCCUUACGUCUUCGGCAUUCGCUCCGCCGCCUGCGCCCUCGCAGCAGGAAACACAACGAUCCUCAAAUCCUCCGAACUCACUCCACGCUGCUAUUGGGCUAUCGGCCGUGCCUUCGAGGACGCAGGUCUACCCGCGGGCUGUCUGAACAUCUUACACUGUCGACCAGAAGAUGCACCCGAGGUCGUCAACGUCAUGAUCGAGCAUCCGGCUGUGCGCAAGAUCAAUUUCACCGGUAGUACGGCGGUGGGCCGGAAGAUUGCGCGAACAUGUGGACAGAAUCUGAAGCCUUGUCUCAUGGAGUUGGGUGGGAAGAAUAGUUCGAUUGUAUGCGCGGAUGCGAAGUUGGAUGUUGCGGUGCAAGGCGUGUUGGCGGGUGCUUUUUUGAAUUCCGGCCAGAUUUGCAUGGCAACAGACCGCAUCCUCGUCCAUUCCUCCAUCGCCGCAGAAUUCACCACAGCACUAAAACAGGCCCUCGCCACGUGGACAUCAUCAUCCACCCUCCCUCCAACCCUCGUCAACACAGCUUCAAAAACCCGAGUGCAGAAUCUUAUCUCCAACGCCCUCGCCGCCGGCGCACAUUUCAUCUCCGGCUCGGCAGAUACAAAUAAUCCCCUCCCCGCCGACGCAGGCGUGCGCAUGGCCCCCUCCAUCCUGGGCGGAGUCACCGAGGAUAUGGCCGUGUGGCAGGAAGAAGCGUUUGCGUCUGUGGCAGCAUUUAUGGAAUUCGAGAGUGAGGAGGAGGCGGUGCGGAUGGCGAAUGGGAGUGGGUAUGGGUUGUCGGCGAGUGUGUUUACGGAGGAUUUGAGGAGGGGGUUUGCCCUUGCGAGGAAGAUUCAGUCUGGGGCUGUGCAUAUUAAUAGUAUGACGAUUCAUGAUGAGCCGGUGCUACCGCAUGGGGGAGUGAAGAAUAGUGGAUGGGGUCGAUUCAAUGCGGAUGAGGGGUUGAAUGAGUUUUUGGUGACGAAGAGUGUGACUUGGAUGGAUUAG